This is a messenger RNA of Macrosiphum euphorbiae (potato aphid), 1635 nucleotides long. The record is from the annotation of a GenBank genome assembly. Lineage: Eukaryota; Metazoa; Arthropoda; Insecta; Hemiptera; Aphididae.
AUGAUAGUAUUGGCAUGGAUCGCUUCCCCUUCGACGAAAUGGAGAACGUUUGUUGCACAUCGAGUAGCUGAAAUACAAAGCAAAACAACAAUGGGCGAAUGGAAACACGUCAGUACAUGCGAUAACCCGGCUGACGUGAUAUCUAGAGGUUGCUGUCCGUCUAAGCUAAUUAAUUUAGAUUUAUGGUGGUCGGGUCCCAAGUGGUUAACUGAAGAAAAAAUUAAUUGGCCAGAAAGUUCAGACAACCACCGAAAAUUAGACAAUAUUCCGGAAAGUAAAGAAAAUACUAUCAACGUUUUGUGUGUCAUUGAUCACGAGGAGUUUAUGUUAAACAAAUAUGAAUCAUUGACUAAGUGUUUAAGAAUGACCGCAUAUUGGUUACGGUUUAUAAAUAACGUGAGUGCACGUAAGACUAAUAAUAUUAAAUUAACAGGUUUUCUACAACCAGAAGAGUUGGAAAAAGCAACUUUGAAAUUGAUAAAAAACACGCAAAAUAUCGGUUUUGUUGACGAGCUACGGGAACUUUCGAACGGUAAGGCUGUUUCGACCCACAGCAAACUUUUUCGUCUUCAACCAUUUAUCGAUAGUAAUGGCGUCAUUCGCGUUGGCGGCAGAUUGAAAAACGCUGCAACAAUCGAUAUUUUUCAACGUCACCCCAUCGCAUUACCCGCUAACUGUUUAUUUGCGAAUAUGUUAUUCCAUGAAAAACAUAUGCUUCUAAUGCACGGUGGACGACAGGCUUUAUUAUCAUAUAGUCGGCUUAAAUAUUGGCCAAUUAACGGUCGAAAUCUAGAGCGCAAUACAGUUCACAAAUGCGUAAAAUGUUUUCGUAAUAAACCUAUUUUUGUACAACCUAUUAUGGGCGACUUGCCCGGUGACCGCGUGCGACCAGGAUGGGCAUUUUUAAAAUGCGGCAUAGACUUCGCCGGUCCGUUCUCAAUUAAAUCGAGUUCGUUACGUAAAUCACCGAUUAUCAAAACAUACGCAUGUAUUUCUGUGUGUUUAACGACCAAGGUCGUUCAUAUUGAGGCAGUUAGUGAUUUAACGACGAAAGCAUUCUUGAACGCGUUAAACCGUUUUUUCGAUCUCCGCGGUAAGAGCAUUGUUAUAUAUAGCGAUAAUGCGACAAAUUUCGUUGGUGCAAAUAGAAAAUUAAAAGAAAUAUAUCAAUUAUUCCAAUCGAAACAAUCGCAAGAAGAUUUGCAAAGAAAUUUCACAAAUAUUGGUGUCAAGUGGCAGUUCAUCUCUUCUCGUUCCCCACAUUUCGGUGGACUGUGGGAGGCUGCUGUCAAAUCUAUGAAAAUACUGUUAGGAAGGGUAUUAGGCGAAGCUCACCUAACAUACGAAGAAUUAUGUACUGUACUAACGCGCGCCGAAGCCUGCUUGAACUCGAGUCCCUUAACCACCUUAUCUACUGAUCCUUCUGAUCCCAGCCCCCUCACACCUGGGCACUUCCUUAUAGAAGAUUCUCUCACCGUGGUACCAGAAGAUGACUUAACCGCUAUACCAGUUAAUCCAUUAACACGUUGGCGUAGAGUUACUCAAUAUUCACAACAGUUACUCGUUGGAGUAAAGAGUACUUAUGUCAACUUCAAGAGAGGUCCAAAUGGUCUAAGUAGGAAGGUCCGAAGCUGA